AUGAAAAAGGAAAACCGAACAUAUUUGAUAGCAUCUUCAAGGCUGUAUGCUUUAUUUAGAAAAGCCUCAAAAUCUCCAAUAAUCCUCAAUAAAGAUCCAUAUAAUUUAUCCUUCAGUUCUGAUUUAAAAUCAUCAACGCUUACUCCAAAAUCUCCAAUAGUAAGAACGCAAUCUCCAUCAAUUUCCCACAAGCGAUAUCGAGAGACUUCAUUUGUAUUUUUCCCACAAAGCACAAAGGCUCAAUCUCCAGACCGAAAGUCAUUUUCCUUCGAAAAACCUGAAUCAAUCGAACAAAAAUACGAGGCUCUCAAAGAAAACUACAAAAUCUUAUGAGAAGAAAACCAAAUUCUUAAAAAAGAAAUAGGCUUAAUUUCUUCAAAUGAGAGCACUAAAAGUACACUAAAGCUUGAAGGCAAUAAAAAUGAAUUUGACCAGCUUAAAGCUUCAUUUGCAAACGAAAUAGAAAAUCUUUAUGAGCAGCUUUCAAGCUCACACGAAAGUAUACAAAUUUUACUUGCCCAGCUGAGGCAGACAAUAGAGGAGUUUGAGGAUCUAAAGAUUAGGAUUAUUAAAGGCAGGCGCUAUCAUUUUGUGAUGCAAUCACCAAAUGCAUCGGCUUUGCAGCAAACUACCAAGUAGGCUAGCCGUAACUGAUGCAGGUGUCUCGUCCUUGCCUUUAGGCUUCAGUCUUGAGUGUGCGCUUAUGGAUUUUUGCGGCCCUGCAAAAGGCGUUUUGGAGUAGCCUGAUUUCACACAUUAACUCCUUGGAGCUCUCAGCUGCCAAAGUGCCUUUCUUUAGCAGCUACAGGUAAAAGACUGUUCCUCUAUGGCCUGGUUGAAUCUCCGGUUUCUCGAUAGAGGAUGCCCAAGGAUGCAAAGGAGAUUGCUGACUCCCCCCCUUUAAUGUGGAACAAAAUAUAGUAAAAAUUUCCAUUUUUUUUGGUAAAUUAACCCCCCUUUAAUUGGAACAAAAUUUAAUUUUAUAAUAAAUAUUUUAUAUCUAAAAAUCAUAAUUUUUAUGUAAAAAGUUUUGAUAUAAGUUAAUGUUUCUUCUUAACUAAAAUUAAAAAUUUAGUUAUAUCUUGCUCUUGUUUAAAGAAUAGUGCAUCUUAUUUAAAAAAAUUUAUUUUUUAAUAAAAAAUGAUAUUUUUUAUUUAAAUAGUUUUGAUAUAAAUUCAAUGCGAAUUCUUUACAAAAAUUGAAAAUUUACUUAUUUCGUGCUUUAUUUUAAAGAAUAGAGUAUAAAUAACAUCUUAUUUAAACAAAAUUAGCACUUUGAUCGAUAAAAUUUUUCUAAUUUUUUUUUUACCAAUAAAAAUAUACUUAUUUACCAAGAAUAGCCCACUAAGGAGCAUUUUUUGGUUGGCCAGACAAUAGCUGGCUUUGCCAAAUUCGUUGGCAUGCCAUAUUUUCUGGCUAACCAAAUUUAAGAAUGGAGAACCAAAAAAUGCUCCUUGGCAAACAGAUAUAAUAAUUUUUGUGUAAAUAGUUUUGAUACCAAUUAAUAGUGGCGUAUUAAUUAAUAAUAAAAAUUUAGUUAUAUAUUGCUUUGUUUUAAAGGAUAAAGAGUAAAAAUAGUAUUUAUUAAACAAAUUUAUUAAUCUAAUUCGAUAAAUUCUUGAAAUUUUAUAUUGAUUUGUUUUUAAAAAAAAUUUCUUAAUCCCCUUUAAAUUGGAACAAAAUUUUUUGUUCCAAUUUAAAGGGGGGAGUGAGAAUCUCCAUUUCCAACCACAGAAGAGGAGCUAAAACCUAUCACCAACAAUUUUUUGAGGCUGCACUUCCUUCUUGGCUUCGAGUCCGUUCCAGUUCGCCGUGGCCUAAAAGUCUGGGCUAAUGUUCCAAGAGUGCAGGCUGAUAGAUAAUAUGCCAUUUUAAUGUGCAUUUGAGGAUCUGAGGAAGUCAAUGAACUAUUUAAGAUUUAAUUUGGAUGUAAACGAGUCGACAAAGGACGUCAAAAUAAACUUGGUAUUUUAUAAUUAGUUAGAAGAAACUUUAAAGAAAAAAAUUGAAGAAAGCGGUACUUUUUUGAUUGAAAAAAGGAAGCUUGAAGGGAUAAUCGAAGAUUUAAAUAUAAAAUUAAAAGAAAAUUCGAUGAAGAUGAUGGAAAAAGAGGAAAGGAUUGAGCUGCUUGAAAAGGGAGUGAAUUUUGAGACAGUUUCUAAUACUGAUCUCAUCCAAAAGCUGUCUAAAACGAAAAAGCAACUUAAGGCAAGCGAAGAGAAAACUAAAAGACUGGAAGAGUUCAUAAAAAGCAGUAUGAUAUCAAAACAAUCAUAG
This is a messenger RNA of Blepharisma stoltei, 2277 nucleotides long. The record is from the annotation of a GenBank genome assembly. Lineage: Eukaryota; Ciliophora; Heterotrichea; Heterotrichida; Blepharismidae.